AGGCGCACCGCCUCUCCAAGCGCGGAUUGGCCGGAGCUGCGUCCGUCAAUGCGAACAGACUCCCCCGCCUCUCCAGCUGGCCCCCAGCGGGCAACACAUUCUCGAGAAUUUCCCGCAGAAGAGCCAGUGGCUGUUCUGCUUGUUCCAAAGAUCGGAAACAUCGGAGAAGGCAAUUUAUUUACCAACCAAGAAAGCCCCUCCCCCGACCUCGUUAGCUAAUUAAACAUUUUCCAGGCACAUAACCAUCACGAGUGGAAUGUGUUACUUCUCUUAGAUACUUGAUAACCAGAGAUGCUGUCUCCACCGCCUCCAACAUUGUCAUAAAAGAAUUGCAUCAUUUUUCUUGAAGACAUUCCAUUAUUGUUCAUUGACCUUUCCCUGACUACUGAGUCCUUUGGAUUUGAGUUAUGUCAACAGCUGCCUUAAUUACUUUGGUUAGAAGUGGUGGGAGCCAGGUGAGAAGGAGAGUGCUGCUAAGCUCCCGCCUGCUGCAGGAUGACCGGCGGGUGACACCCACAUGCCACAGCUCCACUUCAGAGCCCAGGUGUUCUCGGUUUGACCCAGAUGGUAGUGGGCGUCCAGCCACCUGGGAUAAUUUUGGGAUCUGGGACAACCGCAUUGAUGAGCCAAUUCUGCUACCGCCCAGCAUUAAGUAUGGCAAGCCAAUACCCAAAAUCAGCUUGGAGAAGGUGGGCUGUGCCUCACAGAUUGGCAAACGGAAAGAGAAUGAAGAUAGAUUUGACUUUGCUCAGCUGACCGAUGAGGUCCUGUAUUUUGCGGUUUACGAUGGACAUGGCGGGCCUGCAGCUGCUGAUUUCUGUCAAACCCACAUGGAGAAAUGCAUCAUGGAUUUGCUUCCCAAGGAGAAGAACUUGGAAACUGUGUUGACCUUGGCUUUUCUAGAAAUAGAUAAAGCCUUUGCGAGUCAUGCCCAUCUGUCUGCUGAUGCAACCGUUAUGACCUCUGGGACUACUGCCACAGUAGCCCUGUUGAGAGACGGUAUUGAGCUGGUUGUCGCCAGUGUUGGGGAUAGCCGGGCUAUUUUGUGUAGAAAAGGAAAAUCCAUCAAGCUGACCAUUGACCAUACUCCGGAGAGAAAAGAUGAAAAAGAAAGGAUCAAGAAGUGUGGCGGUUUUGUGGCGUGGAAUAGUUUGGGACAGCCUCAUGUGAAUGGCAGACUUGCGAUGACAAGGAGUCUUGGAGACUUGGAUCUUAAAAGCAGUGGUGUGAUAGCAGAACCAGAAACAAAGAGGAUUCAGCUACAUCAUGCCCAUGACAGCUUCUUGGUCCUCACUACGGAUGGAAUUAACUUCAUGGUGAAUAGUCAAGAGAUUUGUGACUUCGUCAAUCAGUGCCAUGAUCCCACUGAAGCGGCCCAUGCAGUGACUGAACAGGCAAUGCUGUAUGGUGCUGAAGACAACAGUACGGUCAUCGUGGUGCCGUUUGGUGCUUGGGGGAAAUACAAGAACUCCGAAAUCAACUUCUCCUUCAGCCGAAGCUUCGCCUCCAGUGGACGAUGGGCCUGAGUGCUGGCUGGGACUUCGAGUUUCUGUGCAUCAGUUUUUCACUAAGUAUAUAAAGAAACUGACUAGAUAAAAACGUCAACUGUACCAGAGUAACCCUGUGACUCCCUAGAUCAGUACACAAGCUAGUGUAAGCUUAGUAACCAUUUACAUAACCAUUAACCAUGUCAGAAACAGCCGUCAUAUUUAUGUUCAACUGUACAUACUUGGUAUAAAUGUAUGUGUAAUUCAGUUACUGUGAGUCUCUAAGCUGAGUGAGCACAUGAAAAGUGGUUUGAUAUACUUGCUGAGUACUACAUUUCUAAUUUUAAAAACUCUUAGGCAGCUAUGAGUUUCUUUUGAUCACUUUUGUUUAUCCAUUUGAACAGGUUCUUGUCUUCAAAUUCUUUAAUAGUAGUCAGUAUUUUUCACAAUUCCUCAAUGUAUUGUCAGCAAAUGUUUUAAUUUUUAAUAACUGUACCAAGGAAUUAGUGUGGAAACUGAGUUCUCUGUGACUAUAUUUUGUAUUCUGGACCACUUAACUGGUCAGUGUAACAAUGUGAAAGAAAUUAA
Messenger RNA from Myotis brandtii (Brandt's bat), 2075 nucleotides. RefSeq names its product protein phosphatase, Mg2+/Mn2+ dependent, 1K (gene PPM1K). The record is from RefSeq and is a predicted model, not a curated record. Lineage: Eukaryota; Metazoa; Chordata; Mammalia; Chiroptera; Vespertilionidae. Gene Ontology annotation, biological process: protein dephosphorylation. Gene Ontology annotation, molecular function: protein serine/threonine phosphatase activity; cation binding. The coding region runs from base 408 to 1526 and encodes 372 amino acids. The transcript is spliced from 8 exons.